GUGUUUUAAAUUGUCUUUGAAAACCCGGAUCUUUAGGAAGUAAAAACUUUUAAACAUGUUGCCUUUCGUCAGAGUCAAUCAAUUUUACGACGAUAAAUGGAUAAACUGAGGAAACAGAAUGACGAUUAUGUCAUCAAGACGCGCAGCGUGUGGCUGAAAGGUGUGAGGUGUGCUUGUUUUCUUUACGUGUGCUUGAGUGCCUUUGAUUGAGUGCUUUUGCUAAGCCUGCGGACCUUUUCUGCACACUUACAACAACAACAAACGUGCUACUGGAUGUCUGACCCAAUCGGGUCCCGGUGAAUGGGACCGAACACGCACAACAUGUUUAGAAGCACUUUUCAAGGUGGAUUUCUAUCUAUAUUAUACAGCAUCGGCAGCAAACCUCUUCAGAUAUGGGAUAUAAAGGUGAAGAAUGGUCAUAUUAAACGAGUUACAGACAAUGACAUCAACUCUCUGGUGUUGGAGGUGGAGGGUUCAAAUGUCAGUACCAACUACAUCACAUGUCCCGCUGACCCGAGGCAGACACUUGGCAUCAAAAUGCCGUUUCUGGUGAUGAUCGUCAAGAAGACCAGGAAAUAUUUCAGCUUUGAAGUCCAGGUCUUAGACGAUCAGAAUUUACGCCGGAGGUUUCGGGCCAGUAAUCACCACAGCAAGACGCAAGUGAAUUCAUUUAUGUGCACAAUGCCAAUUAGUGUUGAUGACCGCUGGAACCAGUUUCAAUUCAACUUGGUAGACAUCACCAGGAGGGCCUAUGGGACCAGUUAUGUAGAGACGCAGCGUGUGCAGAUUCAUGCAAAUUGUCGUAUUCGGAGGGUAUAUUUCACCGAUAAACAGUACACUGAGGAUGAGCUCCCACCCGAGUUUAAGCUGGUUAUUCCUGUCAAGAGACAGGACGCAAGCAAAAAGGGAGGUCCUCGACCUGCUCCACCUCGACCGACCUGAACCAAGUUUGAGCACAACUAUUUGUGUGUGUUAGUUUAACUUUGAACAUCUAUUAUAUUCAAAGUUGAAAAUGUUUCUUUUUAGUUGUGUCUCUUCCUAUUUUGUUUUAAACAAAUUCCACUUCUUUAUUGUUUGAUUUAUUUACAUUAUGAAUCAAUGCAAUACAAGUGUUAAUCAUAAUACUGGAAA
Messenger RNA from Syngnathus typhle (broad-nosed pipefish), 1131 nucleotides. RefSeq names its product cilia- and flagella-associated protein 20-like. Gene Ontology annotation, biological process: cilium assembly; positive regulation of cell motility; regulation of cilium beat frequency involved in ciliary motility. The transcript has 6 exons. The record is from RefSeq and is a predicted model, not a curated record. Gene Ontology annotation, cellular component: motile cilium; ciliary basal body. The coding region runs from base 301 to 942 and encodes 213 amino acids. Lineage: Eukaryota; Metazoa; Chordata; Actinopteri; Syngnathiformes; Syngnathidae.